Molecule: messenger RNA, 1272 nt
Organism: Fibroporia radiculosa
Lineage: Eukaryota; Fungi; Basidiomycota; Agaricomycetes; Polyporales; Fibroporiaceae
Exons: 5
Coding region: 1-1272 (423 amino acids)
Biological process (GO): pyruvate decarboxylation to acetyl-CoA
Cellular component (GO): pyruvate dehydrogenase complex
Molecular function (GO): dihydrolipoyllysine-residue acetyltransferase activity
Source: RefSeq, a predicted model, not a curated record
AUGCCUGCAAUGAGUCCAACGAUGACGGAGGGUGGCAUAGCGGCUUGGAAGAAAAAGGAAGGCGAGACCUUCGCGGCCGGUGAUGUCGUGCUGGAAAUUGAGACAGACAAGGCAACCAUCGACGUGGAGGCACAAGACGAUGGUAUUCUUGCCAAAAUCAUUGCACCGGAUGGUAGCAAGAAUAUCUCCGUGGGUUCCCCCAUUGCCAUAAUCGCUGAGGAAGGCGACGACCUCUCUGGAGCUGAAAAACUAGCGUCGGAAGCUGCUUCCGACAAGCCUCCUUCCCCCAAGGAGGGAAAUGUUUCUGAGGCUCCGAAGGCCGACUCUUCCCCCAAGCAGCCCGAGACGCCUGUACGCACGGAGACGAAACCCGAAGUUCCCAAGGGUGACCGUAUUUUCGCAUCCCCAAUCGCAAAAAAGAUUGCUCUUGAGCGAGGCAUUCCCCUUGCGAAAGUCAACGGCUCGGGUCCGGAAGGCCGCAUCCUCCGUGAGGACGUGGAAAAAUAUAAGCCAUCCGCUCCUGCUGCAACUUCCACUGCAUCCUUCCCAUCUCCAACAGCGUCGCUACCGGACUAUGUCGACAUCCCUGUCACGAACAUGCGUCGUACGAUUGGCACUCGACUUACACAAUCCAAGCAAGAUAUCCCUCACUACUAUGUGACCCUUGAUAUCAAUAUGGAUAAAGUGUUCAAACUUCGAGAGGUUUUCAACAAGACACUUGGCGAGAAAGACAAGGCUGCCAAGCUCAGCGUUAAUGAUUUUGUCCUCAAGGCGGUAGCUUGUGCUUUGGCGGAUGUUCCUGAGGCUAACAGUGCAUGGCUAGGAGAAACGAUCAGACAGUAUAAGAAGGCUGACAUUUCCUUGGCUGUUGCCACCCCGACUGGUUUGAUUACGCCAAUUAUUAAGGAUGUAGGAUCCAAGGGCCUUGCCUCUAUAUCAGCGGAGGGUAAAGCUCUCGCAAAGAAGGCAAGAGACGGAAAACUUCAGCCUCAGGAAUAUCAGGGCGGAACGUUCACUGUGUCGAACUUGGGCAUGUUUGGAGUCAGUCAUUUCACGGCGAUCAUCAACCCUCCUCAGUCAUGUAUACUCGCCGUCGGCGCCACGACUCCCACAUUGGUGCCGGCCCCCGAGGAGGAGCGUGGUUUCAAGGUCGCUCAGAUAAUGAAAGUGACGCUUAGUGCUGAUCAUCGGACUGUCGAUGGUGCAAUUGGUGCUAGAUGGUUGGCGGCCUUCAAGGGUUACCUCGAGAACCCUUUGACAUUCAUGCUGUGA